Molecule: messenger RNA, 231 nt
Organism: Rotaria sordida
Lineage: Eukaryota; Metazoa; Rotifera; Eurotatoria; Philodinida; Philodinidae
Source: the annotation of a GenBank genome assembly
AUGACGCGUGGCAAUCAACGCGAACUUGCCAGAGAAAAGAAUUCGAAAAAUCACAAAAACAAAGCAAACUCAGUGUCCGAAACUGAAGCUAAUAAAGGUUUAUCAUUACAAGAACGUCAACUACGAGAUGCAAUGAGAAUGCGUGAGAAACAACAAUUAGCUGAACAAAAAAAAGCAGCUGGCAAUAAUAAUGCAUCAGGUGGAGGUGGAGCGGCUGCGUCAGCUAAUUGA